UGACAUGAAAGUUAGUUUGAUCCAACUUAAAAUUCAUGCAAAAAAAAUAAUAAUAAUUGUAAGGCAGCAAAUGUAGUGCCAACAUCAUCCUGGAGUCAUGGAAAUAGCCAUACACAUAAAUGACCGGAACUACAACACUAUCCUAUGGUGUCUAAAUACACAAUGCAUAUUAAUGUAAAGCUCACAUGAAAAAAUCUCAUGUUUCUGGAUACGAUGAAUCUAAAACACGUUCAUGUCACAUAUAAAUAUCGGUACACCUGAGCCAGAAAAACAAACAUUUACCAACCAAGAACAAGUUUGUCUAACCUGAACGAAAUGGCUGGAGGUAUGUCUGUAAUGUUGCAACUUAUUUGUAAUAUACCAUUGACAAUUAUAUGUGAUUUCAUGCUUUUUAUUUUACAGUUAAACUAAUUUACUGUAAAUUGUGAAAUAAUUUAUUGAAUCGUGUUUUGAUGAAUGAAUUUAUUAUGGUUUGAUCUUGAUUGCAUUGUUUAAUCUCUGUGUUGUCCUCUAGCAUUGGUGCUGUUACAGUUAGUGGCGGUUAGUUUGCUGGUGAAUCAAGGGAAAGCCUCCGAAAACCAGCGGCUCUUCAACAACGCCGUCAUCCGUGUGCAACACCUGCACCAGCUGGCAGCAAAAAUGAUAAACGACUUUGAGGAAGGUCUUAUGCCCGAGGAGCGCAGACAGUUGAGUAAAAUCUUCCCUCUGUCGUUCUGCAACUCUGACUCCAUUGAGACGCCGACUGGAAAAGAUGAAACGCAGAAGAGCUCUAUGUUGAAGCUGCUUCGUAUCUCUUUCCGCCUCAUUGAAUCCUGGGAGUUUCCCAGCCAGACCUUGAGCUCCACCAUCUCAAACAGCCUGACCAUCGGAAACCCCAACCAGAUCACUGAAAAACUGGCGGACCUGAAAAUGGGCAUCAGCGUGCUCAUCAAGGGAUGUCUUGAUGGACAGCCAAAUAUGGAUGACAACGACUCCCUGCCGCUGCCUUUUGAAGAUUUCUACCUGACCAUAGGGGAGAGCACUCUCAGAGAGAGCUUUCGCCUGCUGGCUUGCUUCAAGAAGGACAUGCACAAGGUGGAAACUUACCUGAGGGUUGCAAAUUGCAGGAGAUCCCUGGAUUCCAACUGUACCCUGUAGAGGGCGUCAAUGUAUUGCUAAAGCCUGUAAAACGUUUUUUUUUUUCUCUUCUGCUAAUCUAAGACCAGUUUACAUUCCUAAAACCUAAAGUAACUAUGAUCUGGUCCUUUAUAUGCAGGAACGCCAAGCAGGCAUGGCUGGAUCUGUGCUUUAUUUCCCUCCCAUAUUUAAAUCUUAUAUCUACCACUAUUGUAUUUAUUCUUCUUAUUGGAGAGUAUACUUAUCGUUUAAAGAUGUUCCUAAAACACAAAUAUUGAUUCUUAUUUAAUGUUUGAAUCUUAUUCACAGUGGUGCUAAGCAAUUCCUGGCAAUAUUUACUUAAAUGUGCCAAAAUUGACUUUAGUCAAAGUGCUAAUAUUGUGCUUUGGUAUAUAUUAUAUCUAAAAUGGUUAAAGAUCAGUGUUCAAAGGGUUCACUCCCAAAUGUGUGAAUGAAAACAUUUGUCUGAUUAUUCCCUCAUUAUUAGCUCAUCCUGUUCUUUUCAAACUGUAUCUAUUAAAGUUUUCAAAUGCA
Messenger RNA from Danio aesculapii, 1650 nucleotides. It is a transcript of the gene gh1, whose product is annotated as growth hormone 1. Gene Ontology annotation, biological process: growth hormone receptor signaling pathway; response to nutrient levels; positive regulation of receptor signaling pathway via JAK-STAT. Gene Ontology annotation, cellular component: extracellular region. Lineage: Eukaryota; Metazoa; Chordata; Actinopteri; Cypriniformes; Danionidae. The record is from RefSeq and is a predicted model, not a curated record. The transcript has 4 exons. Gene Ontology annotation, molecular function: growth hormone receptor binding; growth hormone activity. The coding region runs from base 640 to 1137 and encodes 165 amino acids.